This is a messenger RNA of Folsomia candida, 744 nucleotides long. RefSeq names its product glycine-rich cell wall structural protein. Bases 103 to 480 code for a protein of 125 amino acids. NCBI's taxonomy places the organism in Eukaryota, Metazoa, Arthropoda, Collembola, Entomobryomorpha, Isotomidae. The record is from RefSeq and is a predicted model, not a curated record. The transcript has 3 exons.
UGAAUUCUGUGAUGAAUGAUAUCAGUUGUGUGUGGAUUGACAAUAGGAUUUCAGUCUCAGAGUUUGAUUUUAAAUUGGAAAUAAAUUAGGCAAGUGCGAGCAAUGGUGCGAGCACGUGUGGUGUUGAUGGGAGUGGUCGGCGUGGCGCUGCUGGUCCAGUUGGCUGACGCUGGUGGACAUGGAGGAUACGGUGGGGGUGGUGGCGGACAUGGAGGGGGUGGUGGUGGACAUGGUGGGGGUGGUGGCGGACAUGGAGGGGGCGGUGGUGGACACGGAGGAUGGGGAUGGGGUCACAGUGGAGGGGGAGGAGGGCAUGGAGGUGGUGGACACGGCGGUGGUGGCUAUGGAGGCGGAGGUCACGGCGGCGGUGGCGGAAAAGGGCAUGGAGGUGGUGGAUAUGGAGGGGGCGGCCACGGUGGGGGUGGUGGCGGAAAAGGUCACGGAGGGGGUGGUGGAGGUCACGGUGGAUACGGCAAGUAAAGCUUACUCUCCACUAGUACGUGCAUACUAUUGUCUCAUUUUGUACAUUUUUGUUACCAUCUCAUCCCCAAUGUCUCCCUUCCAUUAUAAAUUCCCCCAAACCAAAUAAUACCGAGUUUCAUUCUCCAACCAGCCAAACAAUUUAAAUACAUUUGUAAGUAUUCGACCAGUAUUUUCUUAGUCCACUACUUAACAGCACUUACCUUUUUUAAAUGCCACGAGUUAAAAAAAUAAACGCCAAGUUAUUAUAUUUUUCUAAACAAA